AUGGAAAUCCAUGGGUACGACGCGCUUGUGUAUUACGCCACACCACCAAACAGCUACAUCGGCACCACCAUCUUCCUCUCCUACAUCGUCGCAGCACUCUACGCGACUAUCAAGAUCAGCUACUCGCUCUACGCUCAAUACACGGCCAUAUUCAAUGCCGUCAGCUCGUCAAAAGAUGAGAAACUCAAUGCAGCAAAGGCAGCGCGAGCGCGCCACAUCAAGAUCUACGCGUUCCUCGCUUCAAUCAGUUUCGCGACGCUAUCCUACAACAUGCUCAUGUUCCUGAUCACGCACUACCUGGAAUGGAGCGGAGAUAAGAGCCGGAGCUUUAGUAAUGUCAAUGCCGAUCAGGUGAAGAGAUGGAUGCUGGAGUCGACUUUAUUCCAAGAUUUCGCGCAGGAUCUGGUCAAAGAUGCGCCGAACGCGGUGUGGACGCAGGCAGCGAUUCUGGCGACGUGGUUUUGGAAUAUUUAUAUGGCGCAAAAGGGCAAGUGA
Molecule: messenger RNA, 495 nt
Organism: Alternaria novae-zelandiae
Lineage: Eukaryota; Fungi; Ascomycota; Dothideomycetes; Pleosporales; Pleosporaceae
Exons: 1
Coding region: 1-495 (164 amino acids)
Source: RefSeq, a predicted model, not a curated record